AUGGUCCUCUUCAAGCGCAAGCCGGUGCAGUUCCUGCCCGUGCCUGAGAUCGAAGAUGAGCAACAGGAGGUUUGGCACAUCCCCCAGACGGGUGAGGUCUUCCUCACAUAUGAAGAUUACUUGACGAGAAUGGACUUCUACAAGCAGAGACGCUUCAUCUGCCAAAUCAGUGGGCACUCUGGCCUCACUUUCUUUGACGCGCUCGAGAGCGAGCUUGCCGGGGCCGUCGAGGUGGAGCAGGCUUUCCCCGAGGCUCUGAAGGGUCCCAUCCUUCGGCGCGUCCAAUUUUCAACCGUAUCCCGGAUUGACACGCUCGUCGACCAAAUAUACGACGAAUUCAAAAACGACUACUAUCCUGGAGAGGCGGUUACGGUCCAUAUACUCGGUGGCGAGAGAUCUCACGGCAUCGUGAGGGACAAGACGCGCUUCGGCGCCAAGGUCCUCCCAGACGGCAGUGUGGCUCCGCCCUUUUCGCGCUACUUUGUCAGCCUGGAUGACCGGGCCGGCCAGGAAGUGAUGGUGGACGACUCCAACAUGUUCCGUGACCGUAAAGUGUUCACCAAGGCAGUCCUGCGGUCCUUCAUCAAGAAGACAGUGACAAGGGAAGCAUGGAAUGGCGCACCGUGGUUGGUCAAGCACGACGUGGCGGAUAAGUACCACAUCGACACACGAAUCCCGCCGCAUUUGCGGUACGACAACAAGCUGCUCGAGCGGAAGCAGUUGCAGCUGCAAAAGAAGGCUUCACAGUUCGAUCCCGCCCUGGUGUCUCCCGGUCCUGUCAGCCCGACCGGUUUCAGACUGCCAGAGCUAAAGCCAGCGCCUAAAAGUCACAAAUCCAAAGCACAACAGGCCCUUCAAGCGCAGCAGCAGGCGAUCAAGGGCAAGCACAGCACGUUCGGAGGGCACGAGCCCGGCCAGUUUGUUCACCUGCCGCUUCCCGGAAACCCAUUCCAGUUCCCCAUGUCACUCCGCGGCCAGGUGCCUCCGCCUGUUAUUAGGCAGCCUGAACCCACCCCUCCCCCACCGCCGCCGAAAUAUCCAAUUGAAGAUUUGCAGAUUGAGCCCCGCGGGCUUGUCAGGCCGCAACUCAAGUUCAUGUGCAAGGAUCCGCCCGUCGAUGUCGCGCCAGACGCGAAGCCACCCGACAGCGACGACAUCUUGAUGAAGUCGACACUACCCCUGCUCGAGACCUGGGACACCUUGAACGUCUACUGUGAGAUCUUCAAACUGGACUCUUUCACAUGGGAUGACUACCGGCAGGCCAUGGUUGUUCACUCUGAAGAGACCCCUGUUCAACUUUUUGAGGAGAUCCAUUGUGCGGUUCUCAAAAUCCUAGUCAGCUCUGAGGCGGAGGGUGGUAAAGUCCAGAUCCAGCUGCCGGAACUAGAGGAGGAGGAAGAGGAGGAAGAAGAGCAACUGGAAGAGAGCACUGCGCCCACGCCGGAACCAGACCCGCAACCCUCAGGCCGCGCCACCAGGAGCAGCAUGGCGAAGAUGGAGGCGGAGAGGUUAGCGGCAGAGGCUGCAGCCGCAGAGAAGGAGAUGCAGAAGGCUGAGGACGCGCCGAAGCAUAGGGCAGAGGAUGUACUCCGCGACUUCGACUGGAUCGAGCAACUCAAGAAGCGCGAUUUCCAGGACGGCGGCUGGGAAAUGAUCAUGGUUGGCCUGUUUCACCAACUGUCCAAGAACGAGCGACUGAAAGCGAGCUGCGAGGAGGUCCUGCAGCAGCUGGUCCCGACCGACAUUGAGCCCUCCCGGGAGACAGUGCGCCAGAGAUACGCCACGCUCGACGUCAACUUCCGCGCCCAAGCACUCCAGAUCAUCUGCAUGCUCACUACGGAAACGAAGGCCAUCCGCGGUUACAUGGAGGACUGCAGUGAGACGAUGACAGGGUACAGAAAGGAAAAGAUCGAGUGGCAGAGGAAGAGGAAGCAGUUAAUUGAGGAGCUCAAGGGGCUCCAUGACCAGCGCAAGAUCCUCUUGCCUGACAACCUUCCUCCAAGCCCUCCUCUGGAACCUGCCAAAACCAAUGGGGACGUUAAGAUGUCUGAUGUCGAAGACUUGCCCGCCAACGCUUCCGAUGAGGUUCCAGAAACGGAUGACGACGGGCCGGCGAGAAAGUUGCGGCGCGCCAACGACCGCGCGGCCGAGCGCAAGCGUAAGGCCGAGCAGGAGCAGCAGCGUAAGGAGAAGGCCGAGGCGGCUGCCAAGAUGCCGAAGCAGUCUAAGCAGUUUCAGCGGGUGCUUAAGGAGAUCCAGAAGAAAGAGGAAGAAGUUGCCGAAUGCGAACAGGAAAUCGCCGUCAUUGACAACGACCUCCGUGAGGCUGAUUGCCCCCGCACACGGGUGCUCGGCAAAGAUCGCUUCUGGAACAGGUACUACUGGUUCGAGCGCAACGGCAUGCCCUAUGGAGGCCUACCCAACAGCUCCACGGCAUCAGCGGGAUAUGCCAACGGGUGUAUUUGGGUGCAAGGGCCGGACGAGCUUGAGCGUGAGGGCUACAUCGAUAUGAAGCCCGAGUACCAGGACGAGUACAAGGCCAAGUUCGGCAUGACGGUCCCCGCGCGGAAGAAGCUCGAGGAGGGCGCCACUAGCGUGUUCAACGCCACACAGUGGGGCUACUACGACGACCCGGAAGAUGUCGACAAGCUUAUCAGCUGGUUAGACAUUCGCGGCGUCAACGAGCUGAAACUGCGCAAGGAGCUUGUCAACUACCGGGACAAGAUCGUCAAAAACAUGGAGAAUCGGAAGAAGUAUCUCGCACCAGCGGCAGAGAAGGAAAAGGACGACGAGGAUGGAGCCGCGUCGGUUACUGCCAUCGCAACCACAACAGGUGGAAACAAACGUAUGAGCACACGCGGAAGAGGUGUCACGACCAUUGUCGCGCCGCCCGCAGAGCCGGCACCGGAGCGGUAUAGGUGCAUGAACUGGCAAAACAUGAUGGCGCUCGAGGAGAUCGGGCACUUGCACAGCCAGGAACCGCCGCCGGCUCGGUCGAGGAAGGUGACCAAGAAAAAGGAGGCUGCGCUUGCGGCUGCGAAAGAGAAGGAAGUAAUGGUGGAGCCAGAAAUGGUCGUCACUAGAGGAAAGAAGGGACGACAGAGCGCUGGCGGGAGGUGA
Chaetomium strumarium is the source of this 3120-nucleotide messenger RNA. RefSeq lists its product as uncharacterized. The transcript is spliced from 7 exons. The record is from RefSeq and is a predicted model, not a curated record. NCBI's taxonomy places the organism in Eukaryota, Fungi, Ascomycota, Sordariomycetes, Sordariales, Chaetomiaceae. Gene Ontology annotation, cellular component: nucleus. Gene Ontology annotation, biological process: subtelomeric heterochromatin formation. Bases 1 to 3120 code for a protein of 1039 amino acids.